Messenger RNA from Alnus glutinosa, 1039 nucleotides. RefSeq lists its product as uncharacterized. Gene Ontology annotation, cellular component: ribosome; cytosolic small ribosomal subunit. The record is from RefSeq and is a predicted model, not a curated record. Gene Ontology annotation, biological process: translation. Bases 75 to 902 code for a protein of 275 amino acids. NCBI's taxonomy places the organism in Eukaryota, Viridiplantae, Streptophyta, Magnoliopsida, Fagales, Betulaceae. The transcript has 2 exons. Gene Ontology annotation, molecular function: structural constituent of ribosome; RNA binding.
UUUUAAUUUGCGCGCUCUGCCGCUCUCUCUCUCUCUCUCUCUCUCUCUCUCUCUCCUUUUCUAAAACUCCAACCAUGGCUGACCGCGGUGGAGGUGACCGCGGUGGAGGAGAUCGCGGUGGAUUCGGGCGAGGAUUCGGUGGUGGUCGUCCGAGGGGAGACCGUGGCCGCGGAGGCCGGCGCAGGGCACGCCGUGACGAGGAGGUGAAGUGGGUGCCGGUGACGAAGCUGGGGCGUCUGGUCAAGGACUUGAAGAUCAAGUCCUUGGAGCAGAUCUACCUGCACUCUCUGCCCGUCAAGGAGCACCAAAUCGUGGACCUUCUCUGCCCUGGCCUCAAGGACGAGGUCAUGAAGAUAAUGCCAGUCCAGAAACAGACCCGGGCUGGGCAGCGCACCCGCUUCAAGGCCUUCGUCGUCGUCGGCGACAACAACGGUCACGUGGGUCUCGGCGUUAAAUGUGCAAAGGAGGUGGCCACCGCCAUACGUGGCGCCAUCAUACUUGCCAAGCUAUCUGUGAUUCCCGUCAGAAGGGGUUACUGGGGGAACAAGAUAGGGAAGCCCCAUACAGUGCCGUGUAAGGUCACCGGCAAGUGUGGGUCGGUCACGGUGCGCAUGGUGCCCGCACCUCGUGGAGCCGGAAUUGUGGCCGCCAGGGUUCCCAAGAAGGUCCUCCAGUUUGCCGGGAUUGAUGACGUGUUUACCUCAUCCAGGGGCUCCACUAAGACUCUUGGAAACUUUGUGAAGGCAACUUUUGAAUGUCUGCUGUUAAGUUACGGGUUUCUUACACCUGACUUUUGGAGGGAUACUCGCUUCACGAAGUCUCCAUUCCAAGAGCAUACAGACCUGUUGGCCAAACCAGUUGGUAAGGUUUUUGUGGAGGAGCCUGAGAGGCUUGAUGCUUGAGAAUGUUUUACAUUUCUUUCUUUUCUGCUGCCACUUAGUCUAUUUAAAAAAAAAAAAAUUGUUUUGUAUGGAUACUGCAAUCUUUAAUUCCUGGGUCUUUUUGAUUCAUCUUGAAAUGUUCCAUACCAUUGCCAAAA